AUGGCCGAUGUUUUUCUUUCUGUCGUGGCCCUCGUUAAGGCAGGCAUUGAAUGCUGCCGAAACGCUCAAGCCUGCAAGGAUGAGGCAGCCCGCAUCGGCAAGCGGCUGACACUGGUGGUGACACGGGCAAAUGAAUGGAAAAAUGUUCUUGCAGACGAAAGGAUGGGCCAUUUCCGUGAAGUCGUAAAAGACGUCUACCUCUGCUUACAAGCAGCCACUUCGUCUUCGUACAACAAGAAACUCAAAAGGGCAAUACGAUCCGAAUCGUUGCUCGCCGAACUCCGUAGAGCAGCGAAAUCUUUGGACGCAGCCUUCAAUGACCUUAAGACCGACCUUCAGAUCAACCUUCAGAUCAGCAAUCUCCUGAAAGACAAAAAUAAAGGGGUUUCCAAUUUGCUUGCCUUGGAUCAAUCAGGUCAUUACGCGACGAUCCAGCAGCAGUUUGAUGAGGUCUUGAAGGACAUUCAUGAUAAUGCCGUGGAAGUUGUCGUGUCUUCGCCCAAGGAUUGCAUCGACGAUGCGCUAUACAACGAACAUCCCGCUGCCCCUGCAGGAGGCAGGAGUGCCGUCUCACAGCAGCAGCGACAACAUCGGACAAAAACAUUUCACCCAUCUGCAAAGGAAUUGCUCGCUAUUUCGCUUACGCCAUCCUUGCUGGACUUCAGCGACGACAGUGAGAAUCUUUUGGGAGGUGGUGGCUUUGCGGAUGUGUAUUGUGGACUUUACAACAGGAAGCCCGUCGCCAUCAAACGCCUCAAGAUAAAUGAAAGCGAUGUAGCCUCUCUCUCGAAAGAGCAGGUAGCCCAUGAUGUGGAAUGUCUUGCUACCGAAGCCCUCCUGACGCACACCUGUGGCACACAUUCCAAUAUCAUUAACGUUAUUGGGUGCAUUACCACACUGAAUGAAAUCGACAGACCUGUGAUUGUUAUGGAGCUCAUGCACACCACACUUUUCCAUGCCCUGCGUGAUCGAAGCCUAUCCAAUAGUCUAGGAUUUUCCCGUCUCCUCUUUCUCUUAAAAGGUAUUGCUGGAGCCUUGGAGUUCCUUCAUCUGCAAGGUAUUGUCCACCACGACGUCAAACCAUUAAACGUGUUACUGAACAAAGGUUUAACAGAAGCCAAGUUGGCUGACUUUGGCGAAUCGAAGGUGAAAGGCCUCCACACAACAAAAGCCCGUCUUGGUACAAUAAUGGCAACAUCCUCUCGUCAGGGCAACCAAAUUGCAGGCACAGCCGCCUACCAAGCACCCGAGAUCCUCUCAGAAGAAGUCAGCGACACAUCGCGCGUGUGCGAGAUGUACUCCUUUGGAGUUACAGUGUGGGAAUGCAUGACUAAACAGAUUCCACACGGGGGCAAAAAGGAAUCAUCUAUAACUGUUUUGGCGAUGAAAAAGAAGCACUUGCCCAUGCUUGUGGUUCCCUCCCGGCCUAGAGAACGUCUUUCUGAGAUUGAGUAUGUUUGCUGGAAAGCACUAAAGAUGAUUGCCACGUCAUGCCUUUCUCGCGACCGUACUGCGAGACCCAAUGCUUGUUUAGUGGUUACUCUCUGGCAGGACGGCAAAUAUACACAGAAAGAGGGGCCAAUGUGUGUCCCGGAUCUGGACUCAUCGCCUACUAAUUCUGGAGUGCAUGUUGAUUCUUGGUUGUCAACUGCUCCAACCACGCAGGGCUCAACAAACCAGGAGCAUGCGGGAGAUGUGCCAGACUACACCAAAAGAUGCAAAGCUGGAGAUACUCGGCGCAAAAUCCUGUGGGGGGUUGCAAUUACUGUUCUUGUCCUAGGAAUCAUAGUCUUGGUUGUCUUCCUGCUGUCCCAAUCAUCUCCAGACCAACCAUCUCCACCAUUCAAUUCCACAACACAAUCCAAUAGAGAGAGCUCCAAUUCUCCGUCAACCUCCUUGCCAACCUCCCAACCACUAACUACCAGUCCCCCUUCCCCACCAUUGCCCAUCGUCAAAACACCAACAAGUGCUCCGGUCUCCAUCCCCCCGCCAACCCGAUCACCAACUAUUGCUCCGGUUUCUUUCCCCCCACCAACCCUGUCGCCAACUGUAAAACUGUCAACUGGUGCUCCGGUCUCUAUCCCCCCGCCGACCCUGUCGCCAUCAGGUGCUGUAGUGUCCGCAUCCCAGUUGCCUAGUGGAAGCUUACCCGUUGGUCUUUCGUUUCAAACAACACGAGAACUGUAUGAUGCCGUAGAUGCUUACGUUAGCUCAAGCAAUCCGUCAGAUUCCACAGUCGCAGCUACGUAUGGUUAUCCCAUUGGAAUGUGGGACGUAUCGAGGAUCACCAAUUUUGCUCAAGUCUUUGAUGCCUUUGAUCGAAACACCACAAUAAGGACAUUUAACGAGGACUUGAGCGGGUGGGAUGUCUCCGCUGCCACUAAUAUGCGUUCCAUGUUCCAUGGUGCGUCGUCAUUUAAUGGUGACCUCUCAACUUGGGACGUCAGUCAAGUAUCGGACAUGGAAUCCAUGUUUCAGAGCGCAAGGACGUUUAACGGUGAUAUCUCCUUGUGGAAUGUGAGCCGGGUAUCGGAUAUGUCUAAUAUGUUUCGUAGUGCGUCUGUGUUCAACAGUGAUCUUGCAGCCUGGGACGUCAGCAGCGUAACGGACAUGUCUUACAUGUUUCAGAGUGCAUCUGAGUUUAACAGCGAACUUGCUACCUGGGAUGUCAGCAGCGUAACGGAUAUGUCUUGGAUGUUUCAGAGUGCACAAAGCUUUGGUGGCAACCUUGUGUCUUGGAAUGUUGGCAAUGUGACAGACAUGUCUUAUAUGUUUAAUGCUGCAUCUUUCUUCAAGGUUAGUCUUUGUUCCUGGCUAACACUGAUUCCAGAAAAUACCAUUGUUGAACGGAUGUUCUUUGGUGCCCAAUCCUGCCCCAAUACAGAAAACACUGUGUUACCAAAUGGUCCAAUGUGCUUUACAUGCAAUGCAUAA
Phaeodactylum tricornutum CCAP 1055/1 is the source of this 2934-nucleotide messenger RNA. RefSeq lists its product with no specific name. Gene Ontology annotation, molecular function: ATP binding; protein kinase activity. The record is from RefSeq and is a predicted model, not a curated record. Gene Ontology annotation, biological process: protein phosphorylation. The transcript has a single exon. NCBI's taxonomy places the organism in Eukaryota, Bacillariophyta, Bacillariophyceae, Surirellales, Neidiaceae. The coding region runs from base 1 to 2934 and encodes 977 amino acids.